This is a messenger RNA of Eutrema salsugineum, 751 nucleotides long. Its product is annotated as probable glutathione peroxidase 8. The transcript has 6 exons. Gene Ontology annotation, biological process: response to oxidative stress. The coding region runs from base 110 to 613 and encodes 167 amino acids. Gene Ontology annotation, molecular function: glutathione peroxidase activity. The record is from RefSeq and is a predicted model, not a curated record. Lineage: Eukaryota; Viridiplantae; Streptophyta; Magnoliopsida; Brassicales; Brassicaceae.
CAUGACACGAAUUGUGUGUCAGAAUCUGCAUUUCUCACGCCUUUCAGCUUCUGUUGUCUUUCCUUGUUGACUCGUCUCUCAUUUCUCCUGCUUCUGAAAUUCAACUCCAAUGGCGACGAAGGGCCCAGAAUCUGUUUACGAGAUAACCAUUGAGGAUGCAAAGGGGGACAGCUUCGAACUCAGUCAAUACAAAGGCAAAGUCCUUUUAAUUGUCAAUGUUGCUUCCAAAUGUGGGAUGACCAACUCAAACUACACGGAAUUGAAUGAGCUUUACAACAAGUACAAAGACAAAGGUCUAGAGAUUCUGGCAUUUCCAUGUAACCAAUUCGGAGAAGAGGAACCGGGAACUACUGACCAAAUUACCGACUUUGUCUGUACUCGCUUCAAAUCUGAAUUCCCCAUUUUCAACAAGAUUGAAGUGAAUGGAGAGAAUGCUUCUCCUCUUUAUAAGUUCUUAAAGAAAGGCAAAUGGGGAAUCUUCGGCGACGACAUUCAGUGGAACUUUGCUAAGUUUCUUGUUGACAAAACUGGUCAAGCCGUCGAACGUUAUUAUCCAACUACUUCUCCUCUUACACUUGAGCAUGACAUAAAGAAGCUUCUGAAUAUCUCCUAAAAUGGUGGAGAUUUGUUUCUGAAUCGCCUGUGUUGCUAACUGCAUUUUGAUCAUGAACUUCUCAUGUAAUAAAACGAACGAUGACAUUGACUUUGAUUUAAAUUCGUUCCGCUUUUGUUUCAUAUAUCCAAACCAGUU